Molecule: messenger RNA, 3506 nt
Organism: Ruditapes philippinarum (Manila clam)
Lineage: Eukaryota; Metazoa; Mollusca; Bivalvia; Venerida; Veneridae
Exons: 14
Coding region: 33-1943 (636 amino acids)
Source: RefSeq, a predicted model, not a curated record
GCAUGGCCACUUCCGGGAAAUGACAACUGGAGAUGUCAAUAUCAAAAUCUUGCAUAAAUAUCAUUAGAUGUACAAUUUGUAUGCCAUUUCGUAUGCUGAAUAUGUGGUGGAAGACAAAUCUAGCGAAUUCCAUAAAUAGAAUCAACGCAUUAAGUCGGUCAAGAAAGAUUAUUCUAGGACUUUUUGUACUGUUGGUAUUUCUGUACUAUAUUGGACCAAAAUUAUUCGGAUUUGGAUCCAAGAAAUCCUCACCAUUAGUUGAAAGUGUUUGUCUAAACAGUAAACUUACACCAUAUAGGAAUGGGUUAGACCUGCUAGAUAAUGUCCUUAACUAUGUACCAGAAAUGACUACACAGAAAAACUACCCCAUGUAUGUAGGCAAUGGUUACAUUGCGGCAUCUUUUGACAGUCAGAAUGGACUUUAUAUACGUCUGAACAGGGCUUUAUCAUUACCAGUGCCUUAUUACCCAAUAGUCGGUACAAAUAUAGAAAGAGUGUCCAGAGAGGAGGUGGACGUUCUACAGCUGAGACAAGGCAUUGCUAACAGAUUGCAGAUUUUUAACGCUAGAAAAGGCUGUGUGUCGGUAGAGUCACAGCUGUAUGCUCAUAGGUCACGACCUUCCUUGAUGAUACAAGAAUUACGUCUGCAUAAUCCCACCACGGCAGACGUUUAUGUGGAUUUCGACCAAGUUCAAGCAUCGGGAUGGAAAGAUGUUCAACAAACUACUGCAAGUGAGAAAAAUUACCUAGGAACCAUGGUAACCUACACAGUAUCAUCAGGUAUGGUUAAGAUAGACAAUACAGAGGAAGAUUUGUACGUCGGUGUCACGGUGGCCUCAACACUCGUCAAAGAUAAACAGGAGGAAAUUCCAAGUGGAAAAUAUUCAAAACAGGUUAUAUAUACAGUGGUACAAUAUACAAAAGCAGGCACCUUAAUGGAUGUUAAAGGAAUGAUGGGUGACCUGGAUACUAAAUGUAAACAGGAAAUGAACUCAGCACUGCAGACUGACCCUGAAACAUUAAAAGACCAGCAUACAUCACUGUGGGAAAAGUUAUGGUUGAGUGGAUUUAGUAUAAGUUAUUCUAGAGCGGCCAACAGUCUGAACGGAGACAAAAUUAACAGUACGAUAUACUAUGUUCUGAGUAACGUGCCUGCACCUUUACACGACCCACAUACCGUGAGAGAGGUAGAGUUGGAACUGAAGAAAACUUUACAUUAUCCUGACAAAUGUUACAGUGGCCAUACUUCAUUACAUUCCAACACAUUGUGGGUUGAUCCAGUAGAUGAAGAUAGUAUAGCUAGAGUUGUCACUACAUGGAUCAUCACAUUAGAGAAGCAGGGGUGUCAGCGUAUGAUAGCUGCAGGCGUUGAUGGAGUGUUACAAGCAAUGCUGCUCAGUAUUGGCUCGUUAAGAUUCGGUCACGAGCAUCUAGAAAUGGGUCUUCAUCCACAAGACACGCAUCGUGACUUUAACUUUCACAGAAUUAACUAUGGGAAUAACACUCACCUGAACAUAUCAGUGCUGGUGGGUGAGGAUAAUAAAGCGAAUAUUUAUGUCUCGUUAGAUCGUAACGAUAAACCGUAUUAUGCAUGUGACGCAGGUUGUUUGGAUCCACCGACCCAAUUAAGUAAAGAACGUUCAAAGUUCCCCGUCAAGUUGACAGACCCACUGACUGCUAUUUUAUAUAUCACUGCUGAUAAAGUACACAUGGAGGAAUAUAAACAUGCUAUACAUGUUAAAGAAAUAGUCGAAGCACCAGCACACGAGCAUCAUGUGAUAGCAUUACAUAAACACGGACAUCAUUUUGGCGGACUGCCAAUUAUAUUCUGGGUAUCAAUUGCAUUCCUGGUCAUAGUGUUCCAUCUAUUCUUAUUUAAACUUAUUUACAACGAGUAUUGCCAGGCCACAGAACGAUUUACAAAAAGUCGCUAUAAUUUAUAGCAGUGCUGAUAAUUUAGUUCAAGGAAUGUCUGAAGGGACAGGAAGAGACCUUGUAAAACUUGCAAUCUCUUAAUCUCUUAAGUAGCAAGGGAUUCAGUCAAUAUACUUUCUCUGUAUUCUACAAAAUAUCAAUCUCGGGUGAGAUAAAAUUUCAAUCCUGGACGUGAUUGUUUAUGGUGAAAUAGAUCAUUCCAUCUUAACAACACAUUAGCUGUUUUUUCAUUGGAGAAGGAAAACUGUAGAGCUUUUGUUAUUAAUGUGUCUCUUUAAACGCAGUGUUCUUAACAUGCAGUAGAUAAAUGAUGUGUACUAUAACUCAGAUGAAAAAAUGAACACUAUUUAGGGACGUUCCUGGCCGAGUGGUUAAGGUCGUUGACUUCAAACCACUUGCCCCUCACCACUGUGGGUUCGCAUCUAGAAAGGGACUUUGGAUUCUUUCAUGUGAGGAAGCUAUCAAGCUAGCUUACGGUUCUACUCAGGUGCCCGUUCAUGCCUGAAAUAAUGCACGGAAGGGCAUCUGAGGUCUUCCUCCACCAGUAAAGCUGGAAUGUUGCCAUAUGACCUAUAAUGUGUCGGUGUGACGAAAAAUAUUUCAGUGAUUUUUUUCUACUUUGUAAUCAUGAUUUCUGCAAGCGUCUAGAGGUACUGCUCCAAACCUGUAUUGGGUUAAAAUCCAUUUACUAGGACAAUUUGAUGUAUAAUAUCUAGUUAAUUUAUGUUGAAUUUUAAAUGAUAUGAGUUCAAUGAGUUUAGCAAUCCAUUGUUUAUUGAGCUGUCAAUUUCCAUACAAACAAGUGUGUACACUUGAAUUUAUUUUUCUAGUCUUUUCAUUUAAUAUCUUUUCAUCUCAUAUGAUUUAAUUUGAUUAGGACAUUUUUUUCUCCUCACACUUUAGAAAGUAGUAGAUAAGAGUAGAUAUAGAUAAAACUACUUAAAUAAAUGGGUUAACUUCAUACACUUGUUCUGGGUAAUUGUAUAAGAUUUUGGGUAUAGGUCCCGUAACUCUUGAGUUACCUUCUUACAGAGUUAUGCCCGAUUUUUACUGUCAAUCACUGAGAAUAGUCGAGCGUGCUGUCUUAUGGACAGCUCUUGUUAUCUGAACAAUUAAAUACUGUUGGCUGCAGUACAUGUACAAAUUUGGACUGUUUUCUUUCUUCUUUUUUAUUUUCAAAACAUUUUUAGGGUAAUGCAUAUAAUGCAUGUAAAGGUAGUCUUACUGCAAUGCUUUCCCGCCAAUAAAUUUCUAACAUCGGCCAAUAUAUUAAUAUCAGAGUAAUUCUUAAAAAGCUUUCUACUCGAUCUGUAAAUUUUAUUUUAUGUACCUUAUUAUGUAAAUGUAUGGAUUAUUAAUAAAUAUUGUUUAAACUAAUAUCGUAAUAAAUUGGUCAUUUCCAGAAAGUUAUAGUUAACAAUCUUUGGUAUUCAAUACUUUUUUACCGUUUAAAGCCUGAAUUUAGUAUAUAGCGAUAAAGGAUGAGUGAUUGUAAAUAAUCUAAUGCCCAAGAUUUUGAAAAAAUAAUGUUCCGGAAUAACCAAUUUGCUACGAUAUUGGCCAAUGUUAGA